Messenger RNA from Nematostella vectensis (starlet sea anemone), 2059 nucleotides. Its product is annotated as intraflagellar transport-associated protein. The coding region runs from base 588 to 1460 and encodes 290 amino acids. The transcript is spliced from 7 exons. Gene Ontology annotation, biological process: acrosome reaction; spermatogenesis. Gene Ontology annotation, molecular function: intraciliary transport particle A binding. NCBI's taxonomy places the organism in Eukaryota, Metazoa, Cnidaria, Anthozoa, Actiniaria, Edwardsiidae. The record is from RefSeq and is a predicted model, not a curated record. Gene Ontology annotation, cellular component: cytosol; 9+0 non-motile cilium.
UCGAUACACAUUCCAGUGCUAACAAGACAAAGGCAUCAAGACCAGGUACUUCUUUAAUUCUGAUAUAUCUACUGAAUUCUAGAUGAGAGCCUUAAAGCAGCCAUCAAACUAGUUUUCCGGUGGGCCGGUGGAAACUUCAACCGACAAAAGAAUGUAUUAGAAUCCAGGCUAGUCAACAGGCUAAAAUUAUCAAUCGCAUCCUCAGAGAAACUUGCAACACCAGAUUUCUAAAAAAAAAAAUAAUGGCUCUUUAUCUAUGGAUCCGCUAAUGGUACCGGUGGGCACCGGUCUCAAUAUUAAUUACCAUCUCAUAGGCUAUAAUUAUACCAAUUUUGGUGCUUUUGUCCGCUGUGUAUAGAUUGAGCUCUUUUUGUGCGCUAAGCGACCCGACUAAUAGAUUGAGCUCUUUUUGUGUGCGCUAAGCGACCCGACAGGGGGCACUUAUUGGGGAGGGGCUUUACAGGGCCCGAACGUCCUGGGAUCAUUUCGGGUCCUGUACAGUUCUUUGGUAAUUUAGACACCACAGGAAGACCAAUAUCCUUAGCGCGACUGAGCGUCCUUGGGUAUCCUGUGUCCACACUUCCAAGAUGGCGGUGGGAACGGGUGAAAAAGAUGACAACAAACAAACGAGUACACAGACGAACGGAACAUCCGUCCCCUCGGGCCUCCCAGCGACCGGUACGGACCUUAACCAGUACGUGGUUGAGUUUCUAGACCAGAUAUUUAAAAAUGCCGAGCAGCACUGUGUGAAUUUCGACACGGUAGAAGGCGAAGGAACAUCCCAAGGGUUUAGUUUGCAAGCUGUAUCUGGUAGCCAGACAUCUUCCCUUCACCAACAAUCUACUGGUAGCCAGUCACUACCACCUCAUUCAAAUAAUCCAGGAACAGAUGCUGGUACUGCAUCCAAUAAUGAUGACGACACCGACUGGGAUACCAAUCCAGGGGAGGAAAUUGGUCCGGGGACAAAAACAGAACCGUUUCUCAUGAGAUCACUAAGCAGUGGUAGUGAUGGUAAAAUGGCAAAGCUUGAUAACUUUGUGGAUGAUGAAGGAGACAUUAGUGAUGAUGAUGAAUCAUCCUGGAGUGACAGCACACUUAUUGAGCUACCAGGAUUGCAGUCCAGUUCUGAUAUACAUCCAGCAGGGAAUAGCAAGCCAGACAGAGAUAUUCAAAUGAGUCUUAGAUCACCCCAUCAAGAUAUUCAGCAAGACAGUGUGGAUAACUUGCCUGGAGAAGUUGUUGAAGAAUCAAAUAUUGAAAGGGCGAGUUUGUCUCUUGAGCCGACUGUCAGAAAGCUUGGGAUCACAACUACAAGUAAACCAGUCACUGAGAAUACAAGUAGCUUGGGACACAGUGUUGAGCAGAAUGCCUCUGACAGCUGUGAUGUUCAACCAUUCGAAUUAGACAAGGACUUUGACUAUGAUGUUGUUGCUCUCACGCCAAAGUUCGAUUUCCUUUAGAGAGAUGUGUAAUGAUUAGCGCUGGCGCAAGUUCUACCACUAUACCAACAUCAGUACUUUCAAAAACAUGGCAGAAAAAUUUUGCUGACUGUUGAAGGGAAUUCUUGGGAUGUCAAAGAAAGUGGUACAUGAGAGGAUGUCAAGAGGACCUCGGAACCAAAACAAGUUAAACAGCCUUUUAUAGCCACCGUUUUGCCAUCCUAGCAAAAUACCAAGUGUGAUAAUUGAGUUCGCUUAAUGAAUGAUAAAAGUUUGAUGUUAGAUUAGGUUUUUCAAGAUUUCUCCACAAUUUGAAUAUUGAAUGAAAACAAUUAAAAACAAUUAAGUUAUGGCCGGCAAUUCUCUUUAAGGAGUAGAAUAGAACUUAGUCUCUAAUAGGCCAUAUAUGAUCCCAGAGCCUCCAACGUCUAUUUGUUACUCACAAACCAGACUCUAUGCUGCAAUAGCGACGCAAAAUCGUUUUCGCCAGAAAUUCUAGCAACAUGUUUAAUUGACAUAUUUGAGAAAGACAUUGCUUGUCCUCUGCCAUCUGUAAAUAUGUGUAGAUAUAUUUAAAUGUUAUAUCUUGUUUUAAGGCAAAGUAAAAAAAUAUAACAAUA